Physcomitrium patens is the source of this 1261-nucleotide messenger RNA. RefSeq lists its product as uncharacterized. The record is from RefSeq and is a predicted model, not a curated record. Lineage: Eukaryota; Viridiplantae; Streptophyta; Bryopsida; Funariales; Funariaceae.
UCAGUUUGCUUCUGACCGCCCAGAACAUCAGCGUUGUAAACUCCUCACUUGGAGGCGUCGUGUUUCUGCGGUUGAAGCUAAACCCACCUCACAACUUUGCUUACCGAUCUGGUUAUCCUUUCUCGUUUGAGUUACUCGAAGUAAUUCGAGUUGGGGCUCAUUGCGUAUGAAGUGAAAUUGAGCAGCAAAUCAACGCUGAUGCUACCGACAAGAACUGUCGUCGAAAGUGCGCUUGCGCCAUGCAGAUGCGACUCCGAUUCAAUGGCAGAUCCACAGUUCGUAGACAUUGCUCUAGACCGUGAGUAGCACACUCUAUCUCGUCCCAUCACCACCUGUACAUGCGAAAUCGACACUUCCAGUUGUUGAUUUUGGACUCUUGCAAUCUUCUGGUUUUGGACCCUAGCCCUAUAUUACCCCAACCUACGCUCUGCUGUUACAAUCAUCCUGCAGCCACUGCCACCAUUCCACCGCUUGUGCUGAUCGACUCACUGCUGCAGCUCAAGAUGAAGGGAUUCCAAGCACUGGUGCUGAUCGGAACUCUCAUGCUCGUCGCUUGCAGCUGCUCAGCUGCCAGAAUUUUAGUGGAAGAGAAUCGUGCAGCAUCCCAGAUGAAGUUCAAGGGUCCAUCGCCAACCGAGAAGCCCAAAUUGCCGCCGCUGCCCACUUUGCCUCCCAAGCCCAAGCUCACAUUGCCGCCGCAGCCCAAGCUGCCGAGCUUCGGGAAGAAGUGCCCUCCACCUCCAGCUUCUCCUGUCUACACUUCUCCUCCUUACUCUCCUUCCCCAGUGUACACUUCACCUCCUUACUCUCCCUCCCCUGUCUACAAGUCUCCUCCCCCUUACUAAGAGCUCAUUACCGCAAUGAGAAGGAGCUCGCGCGAUCCAACUCAGGUUUUCAGUGCUGAGGCUUUGAGGAAAUCGGAUGGGCGAUGACUCUGAAUUGCAAGAGUUUAUCUGUGGGCGUGAACAAUGACAGUUGCUUCGUGGACAAACGAUGGAUGUGCCCCGAAUGUUGAUGUGCUAGUAUAUAGUCUUGUAUUUUUGUGAGAGAUAGGUGGAGUGUGAGGCUGUGCAUUUAACUGCAUUGGCUGCUGCAUAUCAAAAUAAGCACAAAGUGGAGUGUAGCUUGGUUCGAGAUAUUGCAUUCGGUGCCGGUUAGCCUCUGUAACGAAAGCCGUUCGCUGCAAGUUGGAGAACGGUACACUGUAAUUAGGAGCCGCAUUUGAUCCAUCAAUAAAUCUGAUUUAUGCAAUAUUAUUGAA